Eleginops maclovinus (Patagonian blennie) is the source of this 1262-nucleotide messenger RNA. Its product is annotated as snRNA-activating protein complex subunit 1-like. Bases 77 to 1180 code for a protein of 367 amino acids. The record is from RefSeq and is a predicted model, not a curated record. Gene Ontology annotation, biological process: snRNA transcription by RNA polymerase III; snRNA transcription by RNA polymerase II. Gene Ontology annotation, molecular function: sequence-specific DNA binding. The transcript has 2 exons. Lineage: Eukaryota; Metazoa; Chordata; Actinopteri; Perciformes; Eleginopidae. Gene Ontology annotation, cellular component: snRNA-activating protein complex.
GAGCCUCACCUGCUCUGAAUCCCUGCGGAGCUCUCAGACUCCUGAUUGUCUCUGAGGUGUUAGUUUAGAGGACAGGAUGCCUCGUUUGCGGCCUACUUUCAGUGACUUUUUCUACACCCCUCUGACGGAAGAUGUGGAGGAACUACUGGCUUAUUUCCAGCAGUCAAACUCCAUCAGGUACGAGGAUUUCGCCGCUGUUUGGAGGCAGAUGGGCUUCUCAGAUGUUUUCAUAGGCAUCGUCAGUAUGGCUGAACAGAAGAGGUUCAGCAGAGUAGCCUUAGCCACGGCCGUGAAGUACUUCCUGCCUCCAUUCAGCUAUCAGAUCCGUGUGGGAGGCCUGUAUCUGAUGUUUGGGUUGUACCACACUCAACUCUCUGUCCCCCCUGUGAGGAUCAGACUCGCCCUGAAGGACUGGGACGUAAUCCAGAAGUUCAUCAAGGACUCUGGGGACUCGGGGCAUCAAGAUGUGAUGUAUAUCUAUCACAAGCUUGUUGCAGCAAAAGCCAUUCACUUCACCGCCAUGCCGCAUCAUCUCUCCUUCCUAAAGCAGAGGAAACAAAAGAAGGAAACCACGUGUGCAGCGUUUAUUGGGAGGAGCAUGGCCGUGCAGGAGCUCCUCUCCGCAGACAUCCUGGAGGAGGUGAGCUACAUCGAGAGCCAGUAUGAGAACAUGAAGGUGGAGGUCAAAUGUGAGGCCAACAUGACCCAGCGAGACUUCACCACACGCCUGAAAGACUGCAUGGCAGGGCUCCUUACCUGGCAGCAGAAGACCUUCUCACAGGACAACAAAGACAACGGUGGUGGAGAUGAUGAUGAUGAUGAUGAUGACGAUGAUGAUGAUGAGGACGAGGAUGAGGUGGAAAGGGAAGCUAAGGCCAACAGCACCAGGGCCAGACUCAUCUCCUCCAUCAAGCAGAAGAGCUACAGCAACUUCCAGGAGGAGUCCAAGGACCGGAUGUACAGGCAGCCGAAGAAGGUGGAGUCCUCCAGCUCGGGAACAGAGCAGCGUAAUGAGUCUGGGCGGAGAAAGAGGCCUCCAUCUUUGAGGGCUCGGACCUGGAAGAGUCUCGGGGUGACGAGGGAUGAGAGCCGGCUGCAGGCUUGGCUCCUCAGCGCUCCUGAGCAGAAGGAGAGGGUGCCGGUGAAGAGGAUCAACCAGAAAGCACCGUUCGUACCGUGAUGGGAAGGGAGGAGGGUGUUCAGCUCUGUAAAGAUGUUCUGUUUGUUUUUGUUCCUCCAGGUUAAAUAAAGUCUAUUUCAUU